Molecule: messenger RNA, 6455 nt
Organism: Archocentrus centrarchus (flier cichlid)
Lineage: Eukaryota; Metazoa; Chordata; Actinopteri; Cichliformes; Cichlidae
Gene: homer3b
Product: homer scaffold protein 3b
Exons: 11
Coding region: 416-1516 (366 amino acids)
Biological process (GO): G protein-coupled glutamate receptor signaling pathway
Molecular function (GO): G protein-coupled glutamate receptor binding
Source: RefSeq, a predicted model, not a curated record
ACAAGUCCUGGAGGAGGUUGGAGCGAAGAGCACUCUGCUGCCCGACUUUUCAACGACAAUCGUCCGUCUGUCCGAGCCGCAAAGCUGAGCCAAACGUUCACGGUGCGUAAUUACGCACGGAAACGAAAAUUCCGCGGUGUUUUUCGCUGUGGAAACCACGCGGACAAAGAAGGGCAGUCGGACAACUGACUUGAGCGGAGAGGAGUACUGUUGGAGGGGAAACCGGGGGAAUCUGGAGUCGGAAGUGAUUUGUCUUUUUUCUUUCUUUUUUUUUUUCCCCUUCGGAAAUAUAACUUACGUCCAGGAUUUUAGGGAAGAAAAAUCGUUUUGGAGAACGGGGAGUUAGGAGUGGAAUCAGCCCCCCAAAACAAUCUGAAUCCUUGGAGCAUGGGAGGAGCUGUCUGCCAGCUGUAAAAUGUACCCGCUACACCGAGAGAGGGAGCAGCCCAUCUUCAGUGCCAGAGCUCAUGUGUUCCAGAUCGACCCGGCCACCAAACGCAACUGGCUGCCGGCCAGCAAACAUGCCGUCACUGUGUCCUUCUUUUAUGAUGCCACCCGCAAUGUGUACCGCAUCAUCAGUGUGGGUGGAACUAAGGCCAUCAUCAACAGCACCGUCACCCCCAACAUGACUUUCACCAAAACCUCCCAGAAGUUUGGCCAGUGGGCAGACAGCCGGGCCAACACUGUCUACGGCCUGGGCUUCUCCACGGAGCAGCAGCUGCAGCAGUUUGCUGAGCAGUUUAAGGAGGUGAAGGAGGCAGCCCGUCUAGCCAGAGAGAAAUCCCAGGAGAGGUUUGAACUGGCCAACCCCGCACUCAACAUUGCAGCUCCACAGCUCUCACAGGAGCUGUCGGAGGACCGCCAUUCACCGCCGCUGCUGACAGUCAACGGGCCCGGGGAGGAAAAGCUGUUUCGCAGCAAGAGUGCUGAAGUGGAGCUGACAGCAGAGAAAGAAAGGGUCAAGAAGAUGUUGUCUGAAGGGUCCAUGUGUGAGAUCAACUUGGAAGCUGAACUCUUCACUCUUCAAGACAGCAAUGCCAAGCUUGUGGCAGCACUGCAGGAAGCCAACAGCAGCGUGGAACAGUGGAAGAAGCAGCUGGCUGAAUACCAGGAAGAGACUGAUCGCCUCCGAGACCAGGUGGCCGAGCUUGAAGCCCAGCUGGGGCGUCCUGCUGCUGGACAGCCUGGUAAAGAGGAGCUGAGCCGGUCACUGGAGGAGUUGGAAGCCCUGCUGAGAGCCAAAGACCAGGAAAUUCACAAUCUGCAGAGCAAGAGAACAGAUGUUGGUGAGCUGGAGAGGGAGAGAGAGGAGACCAUGCAGAGACUCAAGGAUCUGGAGAGACGAAACACCGAGCUGGAGGAUCAUGUUCAGAGCACCGAAAAAACACUAGCCUCCAACCGGGAGGACCAGGUGCACGCGGAGGUCGAGGUACGGCGGAUUAUUGAUGUUCUGGAUAUCAAAAUCGGCGACCUGAACAACCUGAGAGAAAGUUUGGCAAAACUGGUCAACAAGUAGCCACAGCAGGAACUGGGGUGCAUCUCCACGGUCUCGUUCAGCCCUGAUUGGUGUUUAACUGAUGUAACAGUAGAGAAAAGGUCAAAGCAACAUGGAGGCAAACACACUAAAGUUGAACUUGCUUUGUUUUUUAAGAUCAGCACAGCACUGGAAACAUCUUAAAGGUGCUAUGUGCAGAAUAAAGCAUCUGUGCUGUUUACCAUUAACACCAUUCAUUUAAGAUCCCUCCUCUCGUAGAAAUGAGCGCUUUUCAGACAUAGGAUGUGUUGCUGACUUAUUAUUCUGUUAAAGUGCUCAUUCAGAUAUAGGUCACUUUUACACUAAUGUUCCACAUGGUUUCCCUCAGACAUAUCCAGUGCUGCAAUGCGUACAAUACUUCCAAUACAUGGAAGACUGGAUAGUUUUAGUGGGUUAACCACACUCUGCCAAUGUUGAUGUGUCACUGGUUUGUGUAAUCGCAGCUGUGAUGGCGGAGGUGGCUGAGUAAAAAGAGAUGAUGUCCUGAGCCUCCUGCAGCUCCAUAUUGUAUUCCUCAUGGCUCUUUCUUUCCUCGUGUUACCUUGGCUCUUUUAGAGCCCUGUCCUCUAAUUCCCUUUGCUGUGCUGAAAGGGAUGCGUAAAUGUUACUCAGUUCAACCUAGUAAGAUUGCAGUUUCAACAUUUAUAGAAAACUGACCGCAGAACUCUUUUGGAUAUGAAAUUGAUGCAUUGAAAUACUGUCAGGUUAAUGGAAAGAAGUGCAUAUCUGAAAGUGUCUUUUUUCAAAUUCUGACCUUGUGAUUUUCAGUAAUAAAGAGGAGAGUUGAAGCAUUUCAGCCUAAUGGUACAAAGCACCUUGAAAUGAGGACCCUAGCAUUUUGCAAAGGCAGAUACUGAAGGUAACAGGUACUGAAGGAUAUUAGAACUGUUAUUUAUUUUUUUGCUAAAUGCAGAGUAGUACAUUUACCAGUAUUAUUGUGUUUUAUUACUAAAUUAAAGUAAUUAACAGUGGCAGUAGAACUAGGAAAGAGGUAACCUGAUAGGGUUUGCACUGUUGUGUUUCCUUGCAAAGCUGAAAGUCUAAAACACUUAAACCAUGUCUGGACAUAAAUAGUAAAACUGCAGUGCUGUAAGCAGGGGUUUCAUUAACCUUGAGAUAGCUAUAAAAAUAAAGUUUUAUUGGCAGUUAUAUUUUAUAGCUAUAUUAAACAUAAGCAAUUUAUCAUAAAUCUAUCUGUUCGGGCCAUAGAAACAAAGUGACUUUCCAUACAUGCUUAUUUCAGUGCAGUUUUCACAGAAGCCUUUUCAAUUUUUUUUUAAAAACUAAAAGCCCCCAAAUAAUACCAAUCAUUGCAGCUUUUAGAUUUGCAUUUUCUCUCUUUACAGUUAGUGCUAUUAAGCUAUACCAGGUAAAAUAUCUGCUUUUACACGACAAUUCUGUUGAGACUGUGGAGAUGCACCCAGUCGGAGUGUGGUCCAUGUAAGAGCCUAUGGAAGCAAAGGCCCUGGGUAGAGUCUGCUCCAGUUCACCGUCAUCAGCCUAGACUGGUCUCUCACCAGCCAAACUCAGAGAUGCAACAACCUGCUCCCAUUCUGUCUCCUCGAUCGCCAGUGUACAUCUGUUUUUGUUCAUGUUUUAUAAGGACUGCUCUUUCUCACCACUUAUUCUAUUAUUCAUGUUCAUCGAUGAGUUGCUCACAGUUAGGAUGGGAAAGCAGCCACAAAUGCUGCAAAAUUCAAGCGGCAGCAACUGAGUUUGUUAUGUAUACUGCUCUGGACAGUAAGAUGAGCAGUUAAAAGAAACGUGUGGCACUGUGGUCUGUAGACAGGUGCUGUUUUCCCACCCAGAUAUUGAGAUUUUGCUUGACAAUGUUUGUGCCAAGUUUUAUUUUGUUUACAUUUGUCAGUGUUCACAAAAUUAUACAAUUCUACUCAAUGUACUUUUUCUUUGUUGGUUAACACUAUCAGUUAUUAUAAUAGUAAUAACCCUAGAGAGAGGCUCAGUGGAGCUGCAGUAGAUCACUACAAGAGCACUGCAUGAGCUCUGCAGAAGCCCCCUUCCUGCCAAGAAAUGUGAAACUCUGUGUGUGUGUGUGUGUGUGUGUGUGUGUGUGUGUGUGUGUGUGUGUGUGUGUGUGUGUGUGUGUGUGUGUGUGUGUGUGUGUGUGUGUGUGUGUGUGUGUGUGUGUGUGAAUACUGGUUCAAAACCAUUGUUGUAAGGACAUUUGAAAUGACACUGACAACUUUAAAGGGCAAUUUGAGGGUUAAAGGGACAGUUCACCCCAAAAUUAAAUGCACGUUUUUCCUCUGGCCCAUAGUGGUCUUUACCCAUCAAGAACGUUUGGGUGAGAGUUGAAGAUAUCUGCUGUAGACAUGUCUGCACACUCUUGAAUAUAAUGACCAUCAAAUGACACUUGCGCUGUGGUCCCCAAAAGCAGAAAUGUCUCUUUUUAGGUCUUUUGACCCUGUUACCUUGGUGUGAGCAAGUUCAUGUGGGAACUGUUUCUUUCUACCCAAGUACACCCACCAACCAAAGGAAGCUCGCAGCUAGUUAAAUUUAAAGCAGAACUGAGGUGGCUGCUGUUUAGAUUCUGUUACACUGUUAUGAACAGAAACUUUUCAUCACAGGUAAAUGCAGUGAUAUGGCUGACAGGCUUAGUAAAGUAGAAAGAAAAUAAAUCCUACAUCUGCUCUGCUCUACAAUCUGCUCACAAGGCUUAUGAGUCUUGAAUUUUCAAAUAUUUAUUGCUGCUUUGAGCAAUGCCAGACAGCUGCCUUUUAGUUCCAUUAUAAUAACUAGUACAUGCCCAUGCUAUAGGAUUUCUUUGGCCUGUUCAUGAAUAAUUGAAGCUUUGGGGAUAAAUUAUUUGCUAUUGUUGUGAAAUUAAAUAAUAUGAUGCUUUUAUAAGGUGUUGGAGGUGUUAAAUGCUAAAAAAAAAAAAGAGAGAAAAAGUCAUUUUAGCCUGUUGCUAGGUGGUCAUUAGGCAAUGUGAUGAUGUCAUAAUAUAUGAUAUAGAUAAGAACCUUCAGGGGCCUAAGAUGUUCCUGUAGGAGGAGUUAGAGGCCAAAGAAACAAACACAGAAACAGAUUUAUAGACAGCUCUACAGCUGAUGUCUCUGAAAUUGGCCAACUCGCACAAAACGAUUUAGAUGGAUAAAUUCACAACCCUACAGAUGUAUCUUAUUUUGCGGUGAAUGUUCCCUUUAAGGCUUUGUUUUUAGGUUAAUAUUGGAACAGUGGUAAGGUCAGGGAGCAUGAAUGUCCUCACAAAAAUGGUGAAACCUACAUGGAUGUGUAAGUAACUUAAAGUUAAAAAGCACAACUGGAGAAGUUUUAGUAAAUUGGUACUUAAUUGACUUGUCUGUCAGCGCUGUAUGAGAAUUUCUGAUGCACAAUAUCUAUUGAUCUUUGCUUCUUGCCCUGUAACGAGUUAUUGAGUUCUUUAUAUGACAGUAAUAGCCUAGAUACAAAUAAGAUGCAGGUUUUUGCAGCUGGUGAUGCAGUGACUGCCAGAAUCGUAACAUGUCAAAAUGUGAAAUAUGUUAAUGUAAUAAACUACAAUAUAAUGUAAUAACACUCCAUUAUUACCCUCUCUUGCUUUUAUUGUUUUGUUAGUAUUAUAGCAUGUUCAGCUGACAGUGUAUGUAAUAUACUGAUUUAGGAUAACCUCUUAGGUUUUAGUUCAGGUAAUUACAAGAAUUGCCUCACCACUUCUAAGUCUGAAUGCACUAAUGAUGUUAAUAAUUCCAUGUUUCUUCAUUAUAUUGCCGUUAUCACAUUAACACUCAGUAUAAAGACUGAUAUUUCAUCACUUUGACAAGUUACAAAAAGUCUGGGGUUUUCUAACAUCAGCUGCUACAUGCAACAAUUACAGAAUUAGCAAUAAAAAAUUCCUAGCAUAAUUGCCUGUUAAUAGUUGAUACAAGUACUUUGUAGAUAAUGAAUCCUCUGCAAAACCUGUUGUGUUUGCAUUAUUUUUUGUCAUGGUUUCACCAGAAUGAGAAUCUGCUACAGCUAUUAUUGAGCAUGAAGGAAACACAGAGGCUAGCAGUUCCUCUGAAUAAGCUCCACAUGGAUGACAUCAGAAACACUUAGCCUCAUACGGCCUUAUUCCAGUGUUUGACUGCUGCACAAUCACAUUGUGUACAUGCAUUAGUAGUUCUUGUAUACACAGGGCUGGGGCAGAGGAUGCCCUCUACCCAGAGGCUGCAGAGUAGAAUACUUCUUCCUUUUAAGAUAUCACUUAAGCAUUUCACAACAUGAUUUACAAUACAAAAUAUAAUCAGAGAAAUAACUAAAACUCAUCUGCAGUAUUGUUGUGUAGCUACAUCACAUUAAAGGAGUAAUCCACCUCAUAUUUCAGGAUGUUUAUGGACCUGCUGGUGAGUUAAACUGCACUUCUGUCUCCUUUUCAUGUUUAAAUGAUUCACUGUGGCUGCAAUGACAAACCACAUUUUACAGCUUCACUUUAUGUUUCUGCUCAAAUAUGUCUGAGUAAAUACCCUUUCAUACCCCUUAUUAAGUAUCAAAAUACAUUUUCGAAAAUGUAGAUCACCAGAUGUUUGAGGGGAUAUAUUUUUGAGUGUGUGUGUGUGUGAAUUCCUCCUGAAAUAUCCUGGAAUAAGGACUUUUUGAAACAUCUAUUGCUAACUCUGAGAGAAAGCAGUACCAAAGAUGACCAACUGUCCUACAGAAGCCAAAACUGGAAGAAAUUAACAGCCAGUGUAUGAGUGACUGUGAUCUUCAUCUCAAGUCAGCUUUUACUUUUCAUUUAUUGCUAUCUGAAACAUUUUACCUUUCAGUAUGACUCUUAAAUACCUCAGAAUAGCUUAGUUCAGGUUAGUUUCAUUGAAGUGUCCCAAAAUAAAAGGAAGGUACAAAAAAGACAGGCUGAAGAGAGGUGCUUGUAUGGGAUUUGUAUAUAACUGUUUUAAACAUUAAAACUUAACACGCAAAGUCA